CUAACUAUAGUAACUAUACACGGACUCUAAUGAAGUCAUAAAAAAAUAUAUCUGGUAUCCCUGGCAGGAAAGAAAUUUCCGCAUAACGGACGAAAAACCGAUACAACGGCGCACAUUGCAAUCAUAUCAACGCCACAAUAAUCGUCAUUCACUGUAGAGGCGUCAGAUAGUGAAGUUCACGUUUUCUUCUAAUCUCUAAGUAACGAACCGAUUUGCAAAACUAAAAAUGCCGGCCAAAGCUGUCUGCGUACUAAGCGGCGAUGUCAAGGGCACCAUUUAUUUUGAACAGAACGGUGGUCCAGUUUCAAUCACCGGAUACGUGGAAGGCUUGUCUCAGGGCAAACACGGACUGCAUAUUCAUGAGUUCGGCGAUUUUUCUAGAGGCUGCCUGUCAACCGGACCGCACUAUAAUCCGUGCGGCAAUGACCAUGGCGCACCAGGUGAUAUUAAUCGACAUGUAGGCGAUUUGGGAAACAUAAUGGCUUAUAGCACUGGACUGGCCAAGAUUCAGCUGGUAGAUCAUAGGAUAACGCUUUUUGGUGAACAAAGCAUUCUAGGUCGAACGUUGUCCAUUACCGAGUUUGAAGACGAUUUGGGGCGGGGAGGGCACGACUACAGCAAAACUACUGGAAAUUCGGGUAAUCGGAUCGCUUGCGCCAUCAUAGGAAUAGCGCGGGAGGAAUUCUUUCCGGAACGAGGACAUUUGACGUCGAGGGAUUAAUUGAAAAGUUUUUAGCCUUAUUGUGCAUUACCAUACAACGGAUUGAUUUUUCGAAUGGAACGAUUCGAAAGAAUUUAACUGUCGUUUGAUUAAACUGCCCAUAUUGAAAAUCUGAAAAUGUAUUCGUUCGGAGAAGUAAAAGUAAUGCAGAGUUUAUAGCUUUUUAUACAGAAUACAGAAUGACAGUCAUAAUAAUAGAACUUCAUUUGAUUGCAUUAGUUGCAUAUGUUCUAGAAAUUUUUUUUAAAAAAAAGUAUGCAAUGUGUUACUCCAGAAAACCUGAGGCAAAUUGUCACAGAAUUGAUAAAUUAAACUGGAAACUCUAGAGCCGUCGGUUUUAAAAGAAAUAUGAAUACCAACUAUUUUAAAGGAAAUAUGAAUACCAAUUACGAAAAAGCAACUCGAUCGGAGUUAAGAAUACCUAGAUAAUUCAUCGUUAUUCUUAUUUAUAACAUUAAGGUAGAAGCAUAGCAAUUUCUCGGAAAUAAAUUAUCACAGCAUAUUUUUUAGAA
Topomyia yanbarensis is the source of this 1233-nucleotide messenger RNA. RefSeq names its product superoxide dismutase [Cu-Zn] (gene Sod1). The record is from RefSeq and is a predicted model, not a curated record. NCBI's taxonomy places the organism in Eukaryota, Metazoa, Arthropoda, Insecta, Diptera, Culicidae. Gene Ontology annotation, biological process: removal of superoxide radicals. Gene Ontology annotation, molecular function: superoxide dismutase activity; copper ion binding. The transcript is spliced from 3 exons. Bases 227 to 721 code for a protein of 164 amino acids.